GGGCGCUCGGACGUUACCGCUGUGCCUGCGCGAACGAAAACGCACGCAAUUCAAAUUUCGAACGCGCGUGAAAAUUAGAACUUCCGAAUUUAAAAUUACAAAAAUGGUCAGAACUAAAGACGGGGACGGAAUAAAAAGCAACCUGAUUAUUACGGAGGUGCAGAAGAGGCCUUGCCUGUUCGACUCCAACCAUCCUAGCAAUGGAGACAGGGCUGAGAAGGCAAGGUGCUGGGAUGAGGUGUACGCGAGCGUGGUUCCUGGGUACGCAGCACUCGGGCUCACGGAGAAGUUUGCCGCUGGCAAAGAAGUCCAGAAAAGAUGGCGUUCCAUUCGCGACUCGUACACCAAGGCGUACCGUCAGGGCAAGUGUAUACCGGCGGAGCAGUGUACACCCGGCAGCAGGAGAUACCAGUACCACGCUCAGAUGUCGUUCCUACUGCGAGCACUGAAGAACAAGAAACCCAGAUACUCCCAAGACAAAUACGAGUCGUUCUCAGAAAUCUCCAAUUCGCCUCAACACCCGCCCCCAGAGGACCCACCAUUACCCAAAAUAAAGCACGAAGUUAUCGACAAACCUCUAGACCUCAAAACGAGACCUGAAAAACCUACACAAGACAAAAGCAACCAAGCCACUAUACAAGAAAAAAACUCGCUAGAAAUCAAAAUAGACGCUAACUCAAUAUUACCUGACGACCAUUUUGACGACGACAAACUUUUUAUGAACUCCCUACUCCCUUUAUUCAAAAAGAUGGACGAUGACAGUAGAUUACUGUGCAGAAUAGAAGUUUUGAAAAUUAUAAGAUACGCGUUAAAGGGUCAUAAGUGUUUUGAAGCGUUAAGGUUGGCCGAAGAUAGCUUUUUCAGGGAUAGGAUGAGCGGGAUUUUGGCGAAACAGGAGGUUAUGGAAGAAAUUAAUACGCCGAAGUCUACUUUGUCUAUGACUACUCGGUCUGCGGAUGGGAGCAGGCCGGUUAGGAAACGAAGAAAUCGUUCUCCAUCUCCACUGCCAAUGCCAGCGAAAAGAAGAGGACCCGGUCGCCCUAGAAAGGUCCGUCCUCCUCCAUCAGACUCCGAUGAAGAACAACUGUCAAAGAAACGCGGUCCCAAGAUGAAGGUGGUACCUCUAGAAGUCCCCAGAAUGUCAGAAAUGGACGAGUCGCUCAGUAAAGCGACUAGCGUAGCGCAACUCUCCACACCGUUAUUUAUGAAGAUGUACAAUCUAGAACGCUCAAAGACACCAACAGCGUUACCAAACCCACAGAACAUGCAGGUCUCCAUCAAAACUGAGCCGGUCGACGAUCAAGGGUAUUAGACUUUAGUGUGACGAGCGCAAAGCUCAUAUUUAAUUGUGAUUACACGUUACACGUUAUUCUUAUUUGAGUUACACGGAUUCACCCGUGUAACCUAAGGGUGCCUUUCCACCAGAGAUGUGCUACGCUACGUUGCCAUGGAUGCGUCUGAUAUCCACCAAUCAUAUUUAUUGGUCCACAAAGCAUAGCGUGCAUCUCUGGUGGAAAGUCACCCUAAUGCUUUUCCGGAAACUUUCGUAUUAAGUCAUGCUAGUUCAGUCAAUGUCAGUACAUCUUGUACUGAGACUGACUGAAAUAGCAUGACACGUUCGUAUGUUUCCGUGACAAUACGAAGGCAAAUCUUCGCACUACAUCUGUAUUUUUGGUACACGGGUUAUACGUGUAACGGUGUAACCUACGAUUUGAGAAAACCAUGAAGUUGAUAUAUCGUAGUUGGUACUAAUGUUAUUAUCUCGAACGAUUUCAUAUCAUUUAGUAUAAAAAGGUAAAGAAGAUAUACUUGAUACCGUUGCUCUUUGGAAUUGCCUAGUUUAAAAAAAAAGUAUUUAAAAAGCGAAUAUAAUGUUGAUUUGAAAGACAUUUUGAAAAAUUAAUAUGUUAUGUGGAAUAAAAAAUAUGUAUUACUUUGGUUUGAUUGUGAUAAAUGUAAUAUGCUUCGCCAUUUAUUUAGUUAUUCGUAGAGUUAUUAAAAAAAGCAUUUCAUAUUUAGAAUGUAAGUUAUAUGUUAAGUAGGUAUUGGUCGUGGUCAGCAAAAUGUGGCUAACAAGCAUACGGUUAAUCUGUUGGUAAGUAAUAGACGAAGCCUAUGAGUGGUAACAAAUGUAAGGGAUAUUAUCAUAUAAGUAAGUAUGUGUAGGGUUAUUAGUGUUAUUACUAUCUCAUUGAAACAAUUAGUAUUUAAAAUUAACUCAUCAUCAUCAUUGGCCUCAAAGUCUAUAACAGACUAUACAAGCAGUGUCAAGUGGGGCGACAGCGUUUUUCAUGGCUAUGUAAGCCAAUACGGGAGCGACAAACACGACCACAACUCGGGCAGGUGAAGUGUGCACUUGGCGAACACGUAUCGCGCUGAUGACGCUUGGCGCGCUUGCUUGCGAGUGACAGUUAAAAGAAGAUUUUUUCGAUCUCAGAACAAUUAAAUAAGAAAUAACAUUUUGCUGGUCACUACCGAAUAAUGUAAAAGAAAUAUUUUUAUAGAAGUCACAGUAAAUGGUAAAUGUUAGUUAGGAACACAUACAUAUAAUAGAAUAUGUGAAACAAAUAUAAAACCAUGGAUUAAGCACAUUGCACGAAUUUUUUUUUUCAGAAUUUUUGAGCCAGGACCUUUGCUCAAUUACAAAAUUCAUAUAACGAAUUGACGAUUGUCUAUGGCCACAGACUAUUUGAAUUUGGUUGUCUAUUGUUUGCCCGAUAGUCAUUUAACAUAAUAUUCAUUUGCCCGAAUCUAACUUGCCUGAAUUUCAUUUGCCCGAAUGAUUUGUUUACCAUAAAAAUCAUAUGACAUACUCGUUGUU
This is a messenger RNA of Leguminivora glycinivorella, 2821 nucleotides long. RefSeq lists its product as uncharacterized. NCBI's taxonomy places the organism in Eukaryota, Metazoa, Arthropoda, Insecta, Lepidoptera, Tortricidae. Gene Ontology annotation, cellular component: transcription regulator complex; nucleus. Gene Ontology annotation, molecular function: DNA binding. The record is from RefSeq and is a predicted model, not a curated record. Gene Ontology annotation, biological process: regulation of transcription by RNA polymerase II. The coding region runs from base 104 to 1312 and encodes 402 amino acids. The transcript has 6 exons.